AUGAAAAGACAUAGCAUUGGGAAACGAUUUCGCAAAAUGAAGGGAUUGCGUAAAACAGAUCCUAAUGCGGUCAUUCCAGAAACUCCUAAAUAACUUCAAGAUUAUAUAGAAACCUUGACAGCUUAAGGUGUGUAGAUCAAUAAAGUUAAGUAUGCAAUCUUUAAAACUAAAAAUGGUUUAAAAUAUCCAGGUCUAGUUGCAUCUGAGAAAAUCUUAUCAAAUGAAACUCUAGUUUCAGUGCCAAGAGAUUUGCUAUUAACAACAAGACAUGCAUUUGAAUCUCCUUUAAAACAAAUGUUUUUAGACCAUCCACAAUACUUUAGCAAUCAAUUCUACCCUUCUUGGGAAGAUCAUUAAUUAAUGGCAUUUAUCCUGUAUGAAUAUCAGAGAGGACCUGAAUCUGAAUGGCACCUACUAAUCUCUAAUUUGCCUAGAGACAUCGAUUAUCUAGUAUUUUGGAAUCCUGAAGAAUAAGAGCUAUUGGAUGAUUAGCAAUUAGUCAAAUUGGCUAGAAAAUAAUAUCAAGAAUUUGUAAUUGAAUACGAAACUCUCAAAUGCAUCACUGAUAAAUAUCCACAACUAUUCAAACCAGAAACCGUAACAUUUGAAAAUGCCAGAUGGGUCUAUACACAUCUCGUUACAAGGUGUUUCGGCAAGUACUUAGCUUAUGUUACAAUGGUACCAUUUUGUGAAUUAUUUAAUCAUGAAUGCACAGACGUGUUCUAUGAUUUUGAAUACAAUCCUGAUAAUCCUAAUAAGAGUGAGGAGAGUGAAUAGGCUUAAAUUAAAGAGUUGAAGGAUGAUGAAGAAUUAUCAGUCACAUCUUCUGAAGGUUCCUAUCAUUCUGAUGAUGAGAUCAGUGAUUCGGAAUAUGUGACAGACACCUACGAUCAAUUCAAAGAGUUCGAUUUCGAUGAUUUUAGUCAAUAAGCUACUAAGAAGUUUUAUGAGGAAUUCAGCAAGACUUUCGAUAAUAAGUAAAAGGAAAAUGAAUAGCAAGAAGACUAAAUUAAUAAGACAUCUGAUAACAAUGAAUAAGACGAAGAAGAGUAGAAUAAAAGAAUAAAGGAGUUGUAAGAACAACAAGUUAAAAUGAAGAAAGAUUUUAAUAUUAAAUUGAAUCUUUAAAGAGAAGUAUACCUAUUGUCGAGAGACUGCAAAACAUUUAUAUUUUAAAAUAUUGAUUAUGGAGAUAAUUAUUCCAUCUUCUUUAUUGGAUAGAUGUUUGUUAAAUUAGAUAAAUCCAUCUAAGAAUACAUAAAUGGUGGUAAGGCUUAUUUUAUGGCUAGAGAGGAGGUCAAAAGAAUCUAAUUAACUUGUAAUACCUAUAAGAACAACUUGUAUGCUUUUCAGAAGGAUGUCAUGAAGAAACCAAUCUAUCAAACAAGUUAUUUUUAACAAAAAAGAUCGAAGAGUCAAAAUUCAACUUUGGACACUCCUGAACAAAUUCUAUCUUAAGCCUUAGAUCCAGAUUGUGAGUAUUAUAAAUAAGUUUGGGAAAAAGACAAGUUUGAUAGAUUUGUAAUGAAAGCUGCUAGUAAGGAUCAAUUUGAGAAAGGAGCUUAGGUUUAUUUCUGUUAUGGCAGAUUAUCAAAUAGAAUGAUGCUAAUGAGAUAUGGAAUGACCUUAGAGUACAACAAGUAUGAUCAUGCACAUUUGAGAAUCGAUUAUUUAAAAUAUGUAUAAAAUAUCGAAGCAGUCUGGUUAGUCCACAAAUAUCAAUUAAGUAAAUACAAAAGAUUUAAAUUAAAGCAUACUACUUUUCCAAUAGAUUUCAUAGUAUUUUGUAAAUCAAUCUACUGGACUUUUAAUGUGCAUUCUUUGGAUACUUUUUUCAAGAUCUAAGAUCUCAAAUUAGAAAGAAAAGCAUUGCAAUUAGCUUUGGAGAUUUUGGUUGAAGAAAUAUCUAAAUUUACAGAUAAAUUAGAAGACAACGAGAAACUAUUGUAUGAUAACAAGUUGGGAUAUCAUGAAUAUUUUGCUGUGAUUUACAGAUUGGAAAGACAGAGAAUUUAUCAUCAUAAUAUUAAUCUAAUCAAAAUUUGUAUUGUUGUUAUAGAUAGGAUGCUAGAUGGAAUUCCAUUUGAAUAAGCCACUGAAAAAACAUAGUUUGAUUUCGAUUAAUGCGAAACCAAUCGUAUAAUCUUAAGGAAAUAUUUUGAACAAAUGAGAUACGCUCUCUAUUUACCAAAAUGA
Molecule: messenger RNA, 2196 nt
Organism: Paramecium tetraurelia
Lineage: Eukaryota; Ciliophora; Oligohymenophorea; Peniculida; Parameciidae
Exons: 4
Biological process (GO): peptidyl-lysine monomethylation
Cellular component (GO): nucleus
Molecular function (GO): protein-lysine N-methyltransferase activity
Source: RefSeq, a predicted model, not a curated record